Messenger RNA from Eurytemora carolleeae, 1180 nucleotides. RefSeq lists its product as uncharacterized. The transcript is spliced from 6 exons. Lineage: Eukaryota; Metazoa; Arthropoda; Copepoda; Calanoida; Temoridae. Bases 223 to 1080 code for a protein of 285 amino acids. The record is from RefSeq and is a predicted model, not a curated record.
CCAGAGACAGUACACUGCAGUACAAAAGAUGUGCACACUUUUGAAAUAACUUUCCUUGCAUUACAUCCUUGACAGGGAUCAUUUGGGGUUCCUCACAAAAUCUGGGCCUAAUCGGUUUAGUUACUUCGACGUUUAUUGGAUACAAACCAACAAACAACUAGACAGACAAGCAAAGCAUAUUUAUAGUUGAACACAUUUAAAAUAAAAUUUUUAUAAUUAGAUAUGAGUGAAUACGUUGAACAUGAGAAAAUAGAAGGCAGGUUUCUCGACGGCGGAAGUGGCGGAGGGGGCGGAACAGUUGUCGGUGGAUAUGGAGGCGGUGGAUCAGGAUAUGGUGGUUAUGGAGGCGGAGGGUAUGGUGGUGGAUGUGAUGGAUACGGAUGCCAAGGUGGAGGAGGAGGUGGACCUGUUUAUGUUUAUCAACAAACUACUGCUGGAGGAGGAGGUUUAGGAGUUCUAGCUGCUCUUCUUCCUCUUGCUGCCCUUAUACCUCUUGCUCUAUUGGCUCUGCCUGUAACAGUUACUCUUACUGGAGGGAAGAAAAGAAAAAGACGCUCUGAGUUUGGAAUUCCCGUUUCCAACCUAACAGGAGAAGAAGAUUGGAGACAAGAUACCCGGAGAACUGAACCCAACCUGAACAAGGACGCAUCAAUCCUUCAUUCAUUCCUACAAGCUCAGGAGCUCAAUCAUUCAGAUCUUCAUAAAGAUCUUGUUGCAAGGUACCUGGAGUGCGGGGAGGAGACGAACCUGAAAUCUAAUGAGCUGCUUGGCUGCCUGGAGAGGUUGAGCUGCCUAGUCUACGACACCUCCACCUCCACCAAGAUUAGUAAACUGGAGAAGCAGGUUGCAAAUAUACUUCUGCGGACUGUUCUUGAAAAUGAAUUAUUGACCCCUGGUUUAAAGAACCAGAUCCUAGCUGCCGGUCAGGUUGGAUAUUCUCAACCAGGGUCCUGCACCAGGUUCAAGUGCAGGAACAGUCUUAUAUCCAGGAGAAGAUCUGAAGAGGACAAAAGAUUAUCCGUUCAGAAAAAUAAGAAGUUCUUUCUCCCGGCAUCAAACCUGGAACUUAUUGAUGAUUGAAGAUUAAAGAUCAUUUCAUGGUUCUUUAUUAUGUACAUUUUGUAGUUUAGGCUGAACUAUACUUUAGUCAUUAUCAUUUAAUAAAUUUUUUAUCAAUCAA